This is a messenger RNA of Hippocampus zosterae (dwarf seahorse), 6728 nucleotides long. RefSeq names its product nuclear receptor coactivator 3-like. Lineage: Eukaryota; Metazoa; Chordata; Actinopteri; Syngnathiformes; Syngnathidae. The transcript has 23 exons. The record is from RefSeq and is a predicted model, not a curated record. Gene Ontology annotation, cellular component: nucleus. Gene Ontology annotation, biological process: cellular response to hormone stimulus; positive regulation of transcription by RNA polymerase II. The coding region runs from base 443 to 4975 and encodes 1510 amino acids. Gene Ontology annotation, molecular function: protein dimerization activity; nuclear receptor binding.
CUCGGCGACCCGCGUUCUGGAGAAAAUGAAAGGUCUUGUUCGUGCGUCUUUUGGUGGUGAAAACCCCGUGUGUCGAUGUGCAUUCUCCGUCGGCUGCUCACGACCGCUUGAAGAACUUGAUCGGCGGCGCAGGCUUAAUCGUACUUGAGAUUGGAAAGAUUUGUGUCACAAAGUCCAAAACAAAAGCACCGUUUCAUGCAGCAAAGGGUGUGCGUGCGUGCGCUCGCGCGUUGCUCUGUCCUCGUAAUCUCCGCCGCCCUUUUUAACUUGUUCUUUCUGUGAACGUUGCGCGGACAGAAGGAGCGAGAGGACAAGGAAGACUCGCCCUAGAUUCCUGAAGUUGACUUUUCAGGCGGCGACAGCACGCUGAAGUUGCCCGGAGAACCCGCAGAUGGCGCUGAACUGGGGAUUUUACGCAUCAAGGCGCUGAGAUGCUCUGACCAUGAGCGGCAUAGGAGACAACUCGUUGGAGCCGCUGUGCUCGGACCGCAAACGCAAACUGUCCACCUGCGACGCGCCGGGCAUCGGGUGUGACAAGCGUCGGCGGGAACAGGAGACCAAGUACAUCGAGGAGCUGGCCGAGCUCAUCUCCGCCAACCUCUCGAACAUCGAUAGCUUCAACGUGAAGCCCGACAAAUGCGCAAUCCUCAAGGAGACCGUGCGGCAGAUCAGACAAAUCAAAGAGCAAGGCAAAAACUCUUGCAGCGCCGACGAUGUCCAGAAGGCGGACGUGUCCUCCACCGGUCAAGGGGUCAUUGACAAAGACCACCUGGGACCCCUGCUUUUACAGGCCCUGGACGGUUUUCUUUUCGUGGUGAACCGGGAGGGAAGCAUCGUGUUUGUGUCGGACAACGUGACGCAAUACCUUCAGUACAAGCAGGAGGAGCUCAUCAACACCAGCGUGUACAACAUCAUCCACGAUGACGACAGGGAGGCCUUCCACAAGAAUUUGCCCAAAUCUGCCGGUCCAAACGGGGGCUCGUGGGCGGGAGAGGCGCCCAGACAGAAGAGCCACACCUUCAACUGUCGCAUGUUGGUCAACUCGCUCCACGGUCACCGGCGCGGCUCGUCAGAGGACAGAGGCGGCGGGCAGCGCUACGAGACCAUGCAGUGCUUUGCCCUCACGCAGCCCCGGGCCAUGAUGGAGGAAGGGGAAGAUCUCCAGUCAUGUAUGAUCUGCGUGGCCCGACGCAUCACGGCACUCGAGAGGACGGAGCGCUUCAGCACGCGUCACGAACUGUCGGGUAAACUGAUUGAAAUUGAGCAGCACAGCACUCUUCACACCAGCAUGCGCCCCGGUUGGGAGGACCUGGUGAGACGCUGCAUCCAGAUGUUCCUCAGCCGCAGCGACGGGCAGCCCUGGUCGUACAAACGCCACUAUCAAGAUGCGUUCCACACUGGCCACGCAGAGACGCCCCUCUACCGCUUCUCCCUGGCCGACGGCACCCCCGUCACAGCCCAGACGCGCAGCGACCUCUGCAGGAAUCCCAACGGCAACGAGCCCCUCUCCUUUCGCUCCACACACUUGCUUCAGAGGGAGCAGAAUAGCUACCGCGGCACCCAAGUGGGGGGCGUCAGGCCUCAAGGCAACCAACAGAUGAACGCGGCGCUGUCCGGCGGAGGCAUGAACUUGCCCUAUGGCAUGGCAGAGCAGGGGAGGGGGGCGCCCGCUUACCGCAUCAAUCAAAUGAACCCCGCGCAUGCCAUGAACGCCAUGGGUCCCAUCCAUCCCAUGAGUUCCAUGGGCGCCGUCAACCAAAUGGGGCCGGCGGGCCACCACGGCGGGCAUCAGCACCAACAUCAACAGAUGGCUUCGUUCCACGGGGGUGGACCUGGAGGCGCCGCGUACGGCAUGGGCGUGACCAGUCCCCCCCCGCUGGCCAGUCCCGGCAUCAACAAUGUCAUGGCUUCGCCCCGACUCCGAGGAAGUCCCAAGAUGGCCACCGGCCCCUUCUCUCCCGGAGGUCUGAAUUCUCCCAUGAGCUGCGGUCACCCGGGCAACUCGGGAGGCGGCGCCGCCGCUUUCUCCAGCAGCUCCCUGAACGCCCUGCAAGCCAUCAGCGAGGGGGUGGGCAACGCGCUGGCGUCCCCGAGCGCGCACAAGCCCGACAGCAGCUCGCCCGCCGUCAAUUCCACCAACCAGGCGGCGGGCGCGGCCUGCAAAUCCGGCCCCCCCUCCCACUGCGAGUCCAAGAGCCCGGGGAGCUCCCUGGGGGCGGCGGCCGAGCAGCAUCCCCGCGCCCCCUCCGGCCAGUGCGCUUCUUCGGACAAAGCGGACAGUCAGGCGGCCAGAGAGGCGGGGCCAAACCCGGGAGAAUCCAAUCGCCGGGCGCCCGACAAAAGCCACAAGAAGCUUUUGCAGCUCCUCACAUCCCCGGCGGACGAGCUGGUGCCGACCAAACGGCCCCCGAGCUCCGGGCCCGGUUCCGCACCGGAUGUCAAAGACGCCGCCGCCGCCGGCGUCGCCAGCCCUUCCUCCUCGACCGGCGCGCCUUCCUCAGCGGGCGGCGGUCACGCUGCCGUGUCCUCCUCCGGCAACGCGGGCCACUUCGUUAGCCAGUCGCUGCAGGAGAAGCACAAGAUUCUCCACAAGCUCCUGAAAAAUGGCAACACUCCGGACGAGGUGGCCCGCAUCACGGCCGAGGCCACCGGCAAGAGUAGCUCGGAGUCGCCCGGCGCGUCAGAGGCGGCGUCCGUCGCCGGGGGCCGGCCGGCCGAGUCCAAGCAGGAGCGGCACAGUCCCAAGAAGGAGGUGUCCCGCGCGCUCCUUCACUACUACCUGCUGAAUAAGGACGAGGGUGGCGAUAUCAAGCCCAAGCUGGAGGAGCUGGAGGCCAGGGGGGCUCCGGGGCACCCCGGGGUCUCCAGCUCCGACGGCCACCCGCCGGACGGCAAGGUCAAGGCCGAGCCGUCCGAUGAGGCGGAGACCCUGGAGAGCAUCCUCGGGACCAGGAACGUUUCGGCUUUCUUCCCCGAGCCCGAUUCCAGAUCGGGAAAUGAAGUGGGCAACAAACAGGGAGCACUCCCCGACAGUUUCCUCGAAAGAGAUCGAGGCGCCGCCACUCCGGCUCAGCGAGGUGCCUGUCAAAGAGCCUCGUCUGUGGAUGCCAAGCCGACGGGCGGGGAGGUGCCGCUGGGGGUCGGCUCGGCUGGAAGAAGGAAUGUGCUCUGUCCCGCGCUCAUCAAGCAAGAGAACACAGAUGCACCCAUCCGACCUGGGGGGGUUCCCAAUGGCUUUCCCGGCGCGUGUCCGCCCAGAGGCCAGCCAACAAGAGGCGUGGUCCGAGGGGCGGGAACGCCUCAGCGCCCUCCGACAGCGGGGCCGGGGGACUGGCUCAUGCAAAGGUCAAACGCCGGCCCCGUGGGCGCACCGGGUCACCCGGGCGUGGGUCGCUCGGGUCUCAUGGCCGGAGCCGUGCUCAACCGCUCCAACAGUGUACCCGCAAACACCAGGUCCAUCCUGCAGCAGCAACUUCUGGAGAUGGGUACCAACGAAGGCAACGUGAGUAUGAGCCCGUUUGGCGGGCACGGGCCCUCGCCCCGGUCCCCUUCCUGGCCAGAGUCUGCCAUGGCGAUGGAAAGAUCACAGAGUAAUCCAAGCAGGGAACCAUUUGGCAAUUCGCUGGCGCAGCUGGCGUGCCCCGCGGCGAGCGGCGAGGGACCCAGUGACGAGCGGGCGCUUCUGGAUCAGCUGGACUCUCUGCUGAACACCGCCGACGUCAUUGCGUUGCAGGAAAUAGACCGGGCCCUGGGCAUCCCUGAAAUAGUGGGCCAGAACCACGGACCUGAGGGUCAUCCGCAGGCCCACGAUCAAGGACAGUCUCAAGCGGCCCCCUCGGAGUCUUUCACGGGGCCCGACUCGAGCGUCGGCUUGGAGCAAAAGCCCGCGUAUGGCCAAGGCUAUCCCGGGCCGCCGGGACCCGCCUCCAUGGGCAUGCGGCCCGCUUACGGCGGCAACGGCGUGCCGAGCCAAUCUCCCGCGGGAUACAACCCCUUGAUGAACCAAAUGGGCCAGGCCGGAAGCUUCCCGGGAAUGGGCGGCAUGGCGGGUCUGGGUAACCCCCGUGCCAGCAUGAUGAGACCCCGCAUGAUGACUGCCAGCAAGCCCCUUCGACUGCAGCUACAGCAGAGGCUUCAAGGACAACAGUUUAUGAACCAGACGCGUCAAGGCAUGAAGAUGGAAGGGAAUCCGGCCAUGCGGCCUGCCAUGCGCCCCGCCAUGCAACCCGGCAUGCAGCCCGCCAUGCGACCCGGGAUGCAGCCCGGAGGAAUGAGCGGUCAGCCUGGUUUCCUGAACGCUCAGAUGAUGGCCCAGCGCAGCAGGGAAGUGAUGACCAUGCAGAUGAGGAGGCAGCGAAUGAUGAUGCUGAUGCAGCAGCAGCAGCAGCAGCAGAUGCAGGCGGCGCAGGGGGCUGCCGCAGGAUUCAGCCCUCCUCCGAAUGUCACCGCACCAGGAGGAAUGGACAGCGCCAUGGGGGGGCCCGUCAUCAACCAGCCAGGACAGCAGGGAUUCAACUAUGGAGCAAACUAUGGCAUGAACCAACAGGGAGAGCAAUCGUUCAUGGCUCCCAGUAGCAGCCCACCGCAAAAUAUGAUGACGGCGAGGAUGGGCGGUCCCGCUCAGAGCAACAUGAUGUCAGGAAUGCAAGGAAAUCCACAGGGAGGCUCCAUGUAUCCGUCAGGAGACAUCAAGGGCUGGCCGCAAGGUGGAAUGCCACGCAAAAGCUCGUAUCCCCAGCAACAGUUUGCGCAGCAGGGGAACCAGGGCCAGUUUGGGAACAUGAUGAUGAACAACUCCCUCGGCAGAAGCGGCGCAGUCGGCGGUGCCGGCUCGGCCCAAAUGGGCCAAAUGCCGGGCCAGAUGCAAAAUCAAAUGCAGGGCCAGAUGCCGCCGGGACCAAUGCAGGGCCAGAUGGGCAUGAACCCCAUGGGAAUGGGUCGGAUGCCGAUGGGACCCGAUCAGAAGUAUUGCUGAGGGCAUGAGCAGAACACGGUGAGCCUCGCCACCAAGGUGUGGGCCCAGAGAACAUCUAAACAUUAUUCUCCAGCAUCAAACAUGAACGACAUGGACACAACACACUGCUCAUCCUCGGGAUGAAUUUGUGCCAGGUUGUAUCUCCAACUGGAGCUUUGCACUCUCGUGUUAGGAUGCGCGUGCGUGCGUGCGUGUAAGACUUGGAGAUGGCAGGCAGUGUUGAGCAAAACGGGGAGCGACGGUACAACGGGCUCUGACUGCACUUUACUUGGAGGUUUCUGGAUGGAAAACCAUUGAUGCAAUAUUUCCUCAUCUUUACAGCCUUAUGAGAAAUUUGAUGCCUUCGCAACAAUGGCUUUCUUUUUUGAUAUCAUUUUUAUGGUUGCUUUUUUCUUGUUGUUGUUGUUUUAUUUGUUUGUUUUUAAUUGUCUGGAUGCGCCUCAUGCAAAAGUCAUUGGAAAAUAGAAGCACACUUUCUUCCGGUAUGCAGAUUGGAGCAAUAAUUUCCAUGUUUUCGUCUGUAAGUGAGCAUCUCAACCUCUGUUCUAAACAAGCAAACGGUACUGCAGUAUUAGAUGUCUCAAACAUCAUCUGUGAAUAGCAAUUGUACAUAUUUGACAAAAUGUAUCAACCCUGAUUUUUUUCAAGGCUUAUUAUUGCACAAAGAAUGAGAUUGGUUUGUGUUUUGGGGGUGGGGGGGUCCACGAUGUCACAGCCGAUUUUUUUUUUUUCUUCCUUUCACGCCUUUCCAAAUAUUACAGGUCUGACGGGACAUCCCUUCCUUCCUUCGUCUUCCCCCUAAGCCCCUCCCACCCCCACGCUUUAAACGCUGUAAUUAUUUUUUUUUUCUGCGAAUGUGUGUAUUUCAUGUCUUUGCGAGGCACUUUUAAUCGUGACAAGGAUCUGAUGAACUGAAGGCUCGAGCUUUUGGAUUAUGCUCUUGGAAAGUCUUUUUGGACCGUCAGUCACGUUCAAGCUGUUGUGUCAGGUGACGUGCGGGAUGAGCUUUGGUGGUGCGUUUCACCGCAGUAUAACGAGGACAUCAACAAACACAAAAUGGGCAGUUCAUCAUGCCUCCGGUCCUCACGUUGUUCUCCUUCCGGCUUCCUCUUUCUGUGGAGCAUAUUUUAUUUUAUUUGGGUGUUUUGUUUAGUUUUUAAGCCAUUUUGUCAUUUUCCAUUGGACUCUUAUUCUGCUCAAUCUACCUUUUCAAAAAGCGCAAUCCAAAGAUAGUUUUCCACAUCUUUGUAUAGUUUUUAAGGAUUUGGGUGUACAUUUUUAUGAUAUAUCAUUGGGGUUUUUUUUAGAUGGUAAAAUGGGUACAUAUCAUACACCUGUAAACGCAUAUGAGGGUGAUAUAUUUUAGUCAUAGGCGGGACGUUGAAGUUGUUCGGGGCUCUGUGCGGGAAGGAUUUAGAAAUUCCCCGCCGCACAGUUUUUUGUAAAAUGCAAAUAAGCAAGGUUGAAUUCCUCUCAUAUCGAUAGCGCAAAGCCAACUUCAUUCGAUGCCCAGAUUUUACUACUUUGGUGGAAAAGAACUUUGUAAAAUCGAAUGAAGUGCAAAGCGAUGCAAAAGAACAUGAAUAGCUUUGUUAUUUUACAGGAUGUAUAUUACGGGGUGGGGGGGCGGGUUCAGUUGUUGAUAUUGAUGUAAAUACAAAAUUCUAUUUAAACACGUUGAUUGCGAACUUGUGAUUAUCAGCGGGCACAUCAGCUGGUAUAUUAUGUUUACAAAAUAAACAAACGAAACCAC